AUGGCGACUUGGGAAGAGUACAUAGCUUCCCAGCAGAACAACGAUGGAGUCCAGUUUACAUGGAACAUGUGGCCACACAGUAGAAUUGAUGCCCAACGUUUGGUUGUUCCGCUGACCUGCUUCUUCACUCCUCUGAAAGUACGUCUCUUUCCAGAAAUUCUGGAAAUCAUGUUUUUUAAGGAGCGUCCUACUACCGAAGUGGUACAGCCGUCGUUAGAAUACGAUCCAGUCCUUUGUCAAAAGGCCAGCUGCAAAGCCAUUCUGAAUCCUCUUUGGUGAGAUUAAAAAAAAUUUAAUCAUUAUUUCUACAAGUAAAUUAUUUUAGCGCUGUCGACUUCCGUGCCAAAAUUUGGAUGUGCCCGUUCUGCAAUAACCGCAAUCCUUUCCCUGCUCACUACGGUGCAAUUGCCGAAGAUAAUCGGCCUCCUGAGCUCUACCCUCAGUUCACAACAAUCGAAUACACUCUGAAGGUAAACGUAGGAAAUAAAAUUAACAAAGCGUUUGAUAUUUUUCCAGAAGGCGACGACGAUGCCACCUAUUUUCGUUUUUGUUGUGGACACCUGCAUGACUUCAGAAGAACUUAAGUCUUUGAAGGAAUGUCUCCAAGUAAGUAUGAGCGACGGAACGUAUAAAUUCUUAUAAUCAGACUGCAUUGUCUCUCCUUCCUGCUGAUGCUCUUGUUGGAUUGAUCACCUUCGGCAGAAUGAUUCAACUUCAUGAGCUUAGCACUCAAGGAAUUUCGAGAAGCUAUGUAUUCAAAGUAAGCGUGUGAUAUUGUAUAAAAAAAUCAAAACAAAUAGUAUAGUAGAAUAGUAACAUGAUUAGUUUUAAUAAGUUGAAAAUGACCACAUGUGUUGCCUUUUAUAAUACACAAAGCAUUGUUAAGUGGAAUAAUGUCGUUUUCGAAAAAUGCGCUCAAUAUUUUGCCUAUCCCAUCACAAUAUUCCCUCCUAUUCGAUGGAGUCGCUUGGCGGGUAAUGGGAGAAUGGUCAGAGGCAGAGAUGGCAUCUGUAAUUAACACCUGAUGCUAUUUCGCUAUUGUUGAAGUUGAGAAAUGAGCGUUAAACAUUAAUUUCUGUUUUCAUCGCAUAUGCCAUGAGAAGUUCAGGGGUUCUCAUAGCUUUAAUCGAAACUCACUUGUGGAGAAUAUACGUGAUAGUAAUUAUUGGCAGGAGCCAUCAUUCUUCGAUGGAUUAUUUCUUGAUCAAGAAUGUCAGCCAGUUUGCGAAUACUCGUUUUAGCUUUUGCAUUCACGUCGGCGUAUGAAAUCGGACGAACAACGAAACUGUCCAUCGACUGAAGAAAAAUUCCCAAAAGCAGAUAGAGCAUGUAGUAGCGCAUCCCUUGACCAAUUCAAAAUACUGAAAGCGAAAUAAUUUGACCUGAGACAAAAAAAAAGAAAAAAUCGUGUAAAAGUUUGUGAAAAUUUGUUAGAUACUACUGCGGAAAUCAUUUUAAGAAGUUAUCUAAACUAUUCUAGGGUUCUAAAGAAGUGACCGCGAAGCAAAUCAAGGACGUGCUCGUUUCCGGAAUGGCGAGACCAGUUGCUCCAGUGGCUGCUCCAAAUUUGGCUUCGAUGGGUGGAGCACCGAUUGGAGGUGGGCGGAGUUUAGCUGGAAACUGAUGAACUCGGCAUUCAUUAUGGAUGUAGAGAAAAGAGUCUGUUUUCUGAAUGAUACGCAUAUACAUUGUGAAUGGUGAUGUUUUGAUAGUUUUCUCCGUUUUGUCUGACUUCGCUCAUGCAUUGUAGAUUUAAAAGCUGUUGAUAUGAGUUGCAUGUUCUUGGUAAAAUAUGAUCUUUCAGGGCCGGGAUCGGUCGGAGUUCGUCUACCAGGCACAACUGGUGCACCUGGACAUCCUCAGCUAGCGCAUUUACCUCCAACCAAUAAGUUUCUCCAGGUGAGCUCCUUUAUAAGGUUCUUCUAAUUUUUGGAAAGUUUAGCCGAUCAGUGAAUGCGAUGAAUCUAUCAACGACCUCAUUGACCAAAUCAGUGUUGACCGCUGGCCGGUCCCUCAGGGGCACCGUCCACUUCGUGCUACGGGAGCAGCACUUGCAGUUGCUGUUACUCUCAUUGAGGUGAUUUUUACUUUUUGAAAAUAUCUGUUAGCUUUUUUACAGUCAUGCUUCCCAAGUACUGGUGCUCGAAUCAUGUCUUUCAUUGGGGGAGCAUGCACACAUGGACCAGGCGCCGUCGUCGGAGAGGAGCUGAAAAACCCGAUUCGCUCGUGGAACUCUAUCAAGGAAGAUAACGCAUCAUUCAUGAAAAAGGCUGUCAAGUUUUACGAUGGUCUUGCGGGAAGAGUCGUAAAGAAUGGUCAUGCAGUGGAUAUAUAUUCAUGCGCUCUUGAUCAAACUGGUCUCUUGGAGAUGAAAAAUCUGUUCAACUCAUCUGGAGGUCAUGUUGUUAUGGGAGACUCUUUCAAUUCUUCUUUGUUCAAGCAAACAUACCAGCGCAGCUUUGACAAAGAUGCCUCUGGAAAUCUGAAAAUGGGGUUUAAUGCAACGAUGGAAGUGAAAGUAGGAGCUGGUCUCAAAAUCGAGGGUGUUCUCGGCUGCUGUGCUUCGGGCAAUGUUAGAAACGCGAAUGUCUCGGAUCAAGAGAUGGGCAUCGGAGGAACUUGUCAGUGGAAAUUUGGUGCUAUUUCGCCAAGAACUACGAUUGGUGUUGUUUUUGAAAUCGCUGCGCAGCAUGGUUCUGCAGUUCCACAAGGUGGAAGAGGAGUUGUUCAGUUUGUGACUCAGUACCAGCAUGCGGACGGUAGAAAGAGAAUACGUGUCACGACGACAUGCAGAACAUGGGCUGACAUGACAACACAACAACCAAAUAUUGCAUACGGUUUUGACCAAGAAGCUGCUGCCGUUGCCAUAGCUCGCCUCGCUUCCUUCCGUGCUUCAAAUGAGAAUGACACCCCAGAAGCACUUCGUUGGCUGGAUCGAUCUCUCAUUCGAUUGGUUUGUCUUUCUUCAACUUCUCUUAUUUUACCCAAUGUUUACAGUGUCAAAAGUUUGGAGAAUAUGCAAAAGACGAUCCUAACAGCUUCCGUUUGUCCGAGAAAUUCUCUCUAUUCCCGCAGUUCAUGUUCCACUUGAGACGAUCGCAGUUCUUGCAAGUUUUCAACAAUUCUCCAGAUGAGACAGCUUACUAUCGUCAUAUCCUUUUCUCCGAAAAUGUUCUAGAGAGCACGACUAUGAUUCAGCCCGUCCUUUUUAGUUAUUCAUUCAAGUUAGAAAUCAUUCUAUAUAAGUUUUAUAUGCCAAUUGCUCUUUUCAGUGGUCCGCCUGAGCCGGUUCUGCUUGACACGUCGUCUAUCCUCCCUGAUCGUAUUCUUCUCAUGGACGAUUAUUUUCACGUUCUUAUUUAUCACGGACAAACGAUUGCACAAUGGAGAAAACAGAACUUCCAGGAAAAUCCGCAGUAUGCUUCGUUUAAGCAGCUUUUGGAAGCACCAGUUGCCGACGCAACUUCCAUUCUUCAAGAAAGAUUCCCAAUGCCAAGAUACAUUGUAACUGAACAUGAAGGCUCGCAAGCACGUUUCUUGCUCUCUAAAGUUAAUCCUUCGCUCACUCAUAACAAUCCAUAUGCCAACGUGAGUCAAAAAUGCAGAGUUGGAAUCGCAUAACAUGUUUUAUUGCAGGAGGCUGGAGCAGCCGUCUUCACGGAUGAUGUAUCGCUGCAAGUUUUCAUGGAGCAUUUGAAGAAGCUCGCAGCAAGCUCUUCUACUUGA
Molecule: messenger RNA, 3726 nt
Organism: Caenorhabditis sp. 36 PRJEB53466
Lineage: Eukaryota; Metazoa; Nematoda; Chromadorea; Rhabditida; Rhabditidae
Source: the annotation of a GenBank genome assembly